Messenger RNA from Tribolium madens (black flour beetle), 560 nucleotides. RefSeq names its product 40S ribosomal protein S18 (gene RpS18). NCBI's taxonomy places the organism in Eukaryota, Metazoa, Arthropoda, Insecta, Coleoptera, Tenebrionidae. The coding region runs from base 57 to 515 and encodes 152 amino acids. The transcript has 3 exons. The record is from RefSeq and is a predicted model, not a curated record. Gene Ontology annotation, cellular component: ribosome; small ribosomal subunit; cytosol. Gene Ontology annotation, biological process: translation. Gene Ontology annotation, molecular function: structural constituent of ribosome; RNA binding.
AUUUUGCGUUGCAAGAGUGGUGUCACUUCCUUCUUGUUUGUGCAUUUGGUGCAAAUAUGUCUCUUGUUAUUCCUGAGAAAUUUCAACAUAUUCUUCGUAUUUUAAAUACGAACAUCGAUGGUAAACGUAAAGUCAUGUUUGCCCUCACGGCCAUCAAAGGUGUUGGCCGAAGGUACUCAAACAUUGUUUUGAAAAAAGCCGACGUUGACUUAGACAAACGUGCUGGUGAGUGUUCCGAGGAAGAAGUCGAAAAAAUCAUCACGAUUAUGUCGAAUCCUCGUCAAUACAAAAUCCCUGAUUGGUUCCUCAACAGACAGAAGGACAUUGUUGACGGUAAAUACAACCAGUUGACUUCAUCAACACUAGAUUCCAAAUUGCGUGAAGAUUUGGAACGCAUGAAGAAAAUUAGAGCCCACAGGGGUAUGCGUCAUUACUGGGGUCUCAGGGUCCGCGGUCAACAUACCAAGACCACAGGUCGUCGUGGACGCACUGUUGGUGUGUCCAAGAAGAAGUAAUCUUGGAAAUUUUUAUUUUUAAUUAUAAUAAAUUGAUCAUUUUGA